Molecule: messenger RNA, 906 nt
Organism: Ilyonectria robusta
Lineage: Eukaryota; Fungi; Ascomycota; Sordariomycetes; Hypocreales; Nectriaceae
Exons: 1
Coding region: 1-906 (301 amino acids)
Source: RefSeq, a predicted model, not a curated record
AUGUCGAGCUCUCUUCGAUUCGACGGCCGCGUGGCCAUCGUGACAGGUUCCGGCCGCGGUCUCGGACGGGACUAUGCCCUCCUCCUUGCGCGCCUAGGUGCCUCAGUGGUGGUCAACAGCACCACCACCGACACAGCGCAAAAGACUGUCGACGAGAUCACCAAGGCCGGCGGCAAGGCCAUUUCCCACGUCGGCAGCGUCGCCGAUCAGGCCGUGGCCAAGGCCCUGGUCAAGGCCACGGUGGACGCCUUUGGGCGCGUCGACAUCGUCGUCAACAACGCGGGCAUCUCGAUCCCCUCCGAGUUUGAGAGCGCGACCAGCUCCCAGCUCUGGGACACGCUGGGCGUCAGCCUCGGGGGUUCCUGGAACGUCACGCAGGCCGCCUGGCCGCACUUCAAGGAGCAGAAGUACGGCCGCGUCGUCAUGAUCACAUCGCCCAUCAUGCUGGGUUCGGCUCAGCAGGCGGCGUACGCGGCGACCAAACUCUCCCUGGUCGGCUUGACCAGGUCCAUUGCCAUCGAGGGCGAGCCGUACAACAUUCUGGUCAACUCGGUUGCGCCUGUCGGCCUCACCCCCGGCACGAAGAAGCAGGUCCAGGACGAGCAGACGAUUUCUUUCAUGGACACGUUCACGCCGUCCAAGGAUGUAGCACCGACAGUCGCGUGGCUGGCCCACGAGAAUAACAAGGUCACUGGAGAGGCUUUUGGGGCGGUUGGCAAGCUUGUCACUCGCAUCUUCUUGGCCGAAACUAAGGGAUUCAUGGGCUCUGCGGAUCAGGCUUGGACUGUUGAGACCAUAAGGGACAACUGGGAGCAGGUGGUGGAUGAGAAGGACUACGAAAUCAAGACUGAUAUCGCAAAGUCAGGCCCCGGGCUCUUUCAACGACUUGCUUCUGGCGGCCCUUAG